This is a messenger RNA of Phytophthora nicotianae INRA-310, 234 nucleotides long. RefSeq lists its product as hypothetical. The record is from RefSeq and is a predicted model, not a curated record. Bases 1 to 234 code for a protein of 77 amino acids. The transcript is spliced from 2 exons. Gene Ontology annotation, biological process: intracellular transport; protein secretion. Lineage: Eukaryota; Oomycota; Peronosporomycetes; Peronosporales; Peronosporaceae.
AUGUCGGCGCUAUUCAGUCUCCAGGGGCUGCUCACCGUCAUCUUGCUCUUCAUCUGUACCUGCACCUACAUCAAGAUGAAGUUCCCCACACUCUUCGACCGUGGUCAACUUCCUGGAAAACACGAGGGUCUUGGCGGCCUGUGCUGGAAGGCCUCUCGCAUCGGAGAGCGUAAGAGUCAAUACGUGGCUGGCGCUCUUGUCGUCAUGGCUGUGCAUACGCUCUUCUUCUCGUAG